Messenger RNA from Ailuropoda melanoleuca (giant panda), 8704 nucleotides. RefSeq names its product inka box actin regulator 2 (gene INKA2). Bases 315 to 1166 code for a protein of 283 amino acids. Gene Ontology annotation, cellular component: nucleus. The record is from RefSeq and is a predicted model, not a curated record. The transcript is spliced from 2 exons. NCBI's taxonomy places the organism in Eukaryota, Metazoa, Chordata, Mammalia, Carnivora, Ursidae. Gene Ontology annotation, molecular function: protein serine/threonine kinase inhibitor activity; protein kinase binding.
CCGCUGCCCCAGCCCUGUGCCACCGCCGGGUCCCCUCGCCGCAGCCCAGCCCGCGCCCCCGGUGCGCCUGCCUCAUUGGCUGAAGGCAUCCCCCCUGAAUUCUCAUAGGCUGUCCCACUUUUCCUCCGCCCCCCGCACGGACCGCGCGCCGCGAGAGCCAGGGAAGCUGCUCUAAGUCCGGGCCUGGGAGCAGUGGCUCGGCUCCGCGCGGCGAGAGGCACGGAGCGUGGGGGCCGGGGGCCGCUGUUCCCACCCGGGGACGCUCUUGCCGAGCCGAGCCCGGCAAAUGGGCGCACGAGGAAGGGAGCAGGGAAAUGGACUGCUAUUUGCGCCGCCUCAAACAGGAGCUGAUGUCCAUGAAGGAAGUGGGUGAUGGCUUGCAGGAUCAGAUGAACUGCAUGAUGGGCGCGCUACAAGAACUGAAGCUCCUGCAGGUGCAGACAGCAUUGGAACAGCUGGAGAUCUCUGGAGGGAGUCCGGCCCCGGCCUGCCCGGAAAGCCCCCACACACAGCCCGAGCCCCCUCGAUGGGAGGGUGCCAGGCCUGCAGCCUGCUUCCCCUCCAGCCAACCGUCUCAUGGCACCAAGUUUCCGUCCCAUAGGAGUGUCUGUGGGCGGGAUCUGGCCCCCCUGCCCAGGGCACAGCUACCAGAGCACCCAAGCAGUGCCCAGCAGGGGCCAGAGCUGGGGGAACCCGAGGACUGGACCUCCACACUGAUGUCCCGGGGCCGGAACCGACAGCCUCUGGUGCUAGGUGACAACGUUUUUGCAGACCUGGUGGGCAACUGGCUAGACUUGCCAGAACUGGAGAAGGGUGGGGAGAAGGGGGCUGCGGGGGAGCCCAAAGGGGAGAGGGGCCAGCCCCGGGAGCUGGGCCGCAGGUUCGCCCUCACAGCAAACAUCUUUAGGAAGUUCUUGCGCAGUGUGCGGCCUGACCGAGACAGGCUGCUGAAGGAGAAGCCAGGCUGGGUCACCCCCACGGUGUCGGAGCCCAGAGCCGCCCGCUCACACAAGGUCAAGAAGCGGAGCCAUUCCAAGGGCUCUGGACAUUUCCCCUUCGCAGGCACUGCAGAGCCCAGAAGUGGGGAAAGUCCUUCCACGAGCUGCCCCAAGGCCCUGGAACCCUCACCUUCUGGCUUUGAUAUUAACACAGCUGUUUGGGUCUGAGUCCUCCAGACAGAAAGUUGACUGAACCCAAGAGGUCCAGGUCCCAGUGCUGGGCCCUGGGAUGGAUGGGGUGUGGGCGCUCUGGCUUUUAAAAGCCCGACUGCGAGUUCCUUUCCUCCAGAAAGGAGGGAGAAGCAGGAAGAGUGUCUGGAGCAGGGCGGACCCGUGUGUGGUUGAGAGAGGCUGCGGUGGGGGCUGGCUGGCGGGGAGGUGACGGCUCCUGGACUGAAAGAGAGACAUUGAGAGAGUGGUGGUCACUUUGGGGCUGCAGGUGACAAUGAGGGGCAGGGAGAGGAGACCAGGCGAUCCUGACAUUCCUUCAGGGCCCCCAAAGACCUCAGUUGAACACUGUAUGGAUUAGGGCACUGGGGUCUCAGGGUCCCCCAAAGAGGCCCCCAAUAAAGACCUUGUCUCUCGUGUCCCCAACCUGAUAACCGCUGGCUUCCCUGGCAAAGCACUACUCCAGCCCCAGGCAUGGAAACCCCAGGCCUCCUGGGAUUGGGAUUAGCCCCACUUCGCACCCCCACUCCCUGUUGCCUUUAAGAUUUCAGCGCAUACGGGGCCUGAGAAAUGGGCCGCCGAAUAAGGAGUGUACCUAUAGGAGUACUUGAGACAGCCCUAUGUCUUUUCAAAAGCACAGGAGAGAUAUUUGUAUAGCACUUUAAAUGUUGGAAAGCCUUUUCAUAUCCAUUAUCUCCUGAGUAAGCAAGUGGGGCAGUUUUUAUCCCCAUCCCCCCGGGUGAGGACGCCAGCCUAGAUACGCCACCUGCGGGCAGGAGGCGGACCAGGGCAGGGCCGGCCGGAAGGGCAGCUGCUGGGCCCUAGGGUCACACGCGCCCCUUCCCCGGGACCCCGCCUCCAGCACCGAACCCGCACCCAGGACACAAGCGUAGGCGCGCGUCCCCCCAGCGAGGCGAAGGUGCGCCCAUUCGAAGCGCGCCCUCAUUUUUAGAUUCCCAGCCUCACCCCGCGGCCUCCCUCCCCUCUGGGCGCGGAGGCCCGUCCGGCCGAACCAGACCGGCGGCGGGCGGCGGGGAAGGGGAAGGGACGGGCCGCAGCUCCCCUGCGAUCGCGCGGCGCCUGCAUCUUUCCUGGAGCGGCGCACGUGGCCCUCGGCGUCCCUGGGGAGCUGCCGGCCCUCCCGCCCCCAGGGAACGCCCCGCCGGCUGGGCGAAGACAAUGUGGGUCCCUGUGCGGUCCGGGCCCCGCCCUGCAGGCCCUCCCCCUCUCCUCCCUUCGCCCCUCCCAGCUGAGCUCCCCUCCGCCUGAUGGGGGGUGACAGCUGCAAUUAGAGGCAGGCCGCCUUCCUGCCUUCCAAGCAUUAACAGCAAAUUGGAGGAGAAAAAUAACCAGAGGGGCUCUGCCUGCAUCCUGGACCCCUGGAGACCAGGAUCAGGGAGGGAGGAGGCUUACAUGCCCCAGCUGCAGUUGGGGCCAGGGAGGGUCACUCUCAGACUCCCACUCAGUCACACAGGAGACCUUUAGUUCUUGGUGGCGGAAGCUUCAAGACAUUAGGUGCUAAUUUUAUUUAUUUUCUCCAGGGCUUGCUCUUUGCCAGGCAGGGUGCACAACCAUGCCUUUCAGACUUGAGAAUGACCCUAUGAAGUAUUGUCCUCCCCAGUAAAUCCGUGGAGGCUCUUGGGGGAUCACAGAGGCUGCCCCCCAAUCAGGCUUCUAGCUAAUGGAAGAAUCAGGAUCUGAAACAGGAUUGUCUGGCUGCAAAACGGCCUUUUCUACUCUCCUUGGAGUUUGCCAGGCGAGCCAGCCCUUUCUGCAGGAGCAAGGCCCCUGCUCUCGUCCUUUCUGCCUCCCCAGGGAACUGGGAUAGUUCAGUGCCGGGUGAAGGCCCAUUGGCUGUGGCUGCCUUGCUGGGAGUGCUGCGGUGUGCAUGUGUUCAAAGCGUGUGUGUGUGUGUGUGUGUGUGUGUGAAGGUUCCUCCCACUGGGCAGUGGUGAAGUCACCAAGCGCUCAAUCUGGAAUGAUUCUACAGGAAACCAAGUCCCUCUUGGCCAUUCGUCUAUGACUCAUCAGUUUUGUAGACUGGUCAUUGCAAUCCAGACCAACUGAACAAAACUUUAUGGAACACCUCCUGGUGCCAGGCACUGGGACAGGGACUAAAAACAGCAAGGAAAAGGACCCAGUUCCUGGCUCAAGGGGUUCAGCGAAAAGAAGCAACCCAUCGGUUAACCAGAAGGGAGCCAAGGGAAUGAAAACUCACUUGAACUCAGGCUGGAACAAAACAAUGAGGAGUGACAUUUGCCACCAACAGAACUCAACAGGGGUCGGGGACUGCCAUCUUUGGUUCUCAUUUCCUUCUCACCCCACUCUGGAAGUGGCUGCUGAUACUCUUACUUUACAUGGAGACGCUCCGAGAAGUCAAGCAACUUGCCCAAGGUCACAGCGGCAAAGCUGGGAUUGAAAUGGUCCCCGAUAGACUUCCAGCCUUGUGCUUUCACGCUAUCCCACAAAGGGUCCGUUUCUGCUCUAAAAGCCAAGUCAAGAGGAACAACAACAAAACCUGUCCUCCCCAUAUUAUCCAUGCAUGGAUAAUAAAUGGAAUGCGCACUGUCCGGUGGGGGAAUUUUGCCCUAGUCUUGACUGGGCUGGUGUAAUGCCCUCAUCUCUAGGUCAUGCUUUGCUAAUGAAAGACUAUGGCCAAUUCAUUUACACACACACACACACACACACACCACCACCACCACCACCACCACUAGUUUUUCGUUUUCCUCCUUUUUCUCGGCUUUUGUUGUGACAGGAUGGAGACUGUAUUUCACGGAAGCUGAGGGGAGAGGUGAAUGCGAAUGCCUGGGGCCUAAGCGAUGCUGGAAAGUGUAGGGGUGGGGAGCAGCGGGAGAGGGGGAGGUAGUGGAAGUAAGCAGAGGGAAAUUGACAGCUUAAUUCUGCCCCUGGGGCUCAUUUUAUGGUUAAUUAGGACAUGCAAAUAAGCUGGAAGCUCAUUUAAUACUCUCCCUGGCAUGGAGCCCCACCUCACACCUGGCCCACUUCCCUGGCAGGUAGAGGGGCCCCUUGAUUGGCCCAGGGAUCCGCUCAGGCCCCCACCUGCUUCUCUGUGGCUCUGUGGCCGGAGUGUGUCCCUAGAUGUUCCCCGACCACAGCGGGAGCUAGAAGAGUCCUUGCCGGGCCUGCCUGGUUUCCCUCCUUCCUUUCUCUUUCCAACCCUUCAGGGCUGGGACCCCUCUUUCCUAGAGGCCCCCCCCUCCAGAAGCACUUCCCCUGUACCCACCCCUCAGGUUGAGAUCUGAACCCAAACUUGCCCAGAGGAAUAGAGACCUGGUUCCGCUCUGUCCCCAAGACAUCCUCCUUGCUCCCCAUCGGGGAGGGGGCACCCCAUCUUUCUCAAGUCACACCAUUUCCUACAGGGCCUCCAUAAAAGCAAAAGCACAGCUGUGACUUCCGGUAGCAGGGGCCGGUCUCCAGCUUUCAAUGCACCUCAGGUCACCAUCCCCCGUUCCCCACCCAGAGCAGUUAAGGCACUUCUGCCAGUAACACAGAAUGAGCACUGGAUUUGGAGUCCAACAGGAUAUGAGACCCAUUUCUGUCCCUGUCAGCUUGAGUAUGUCGCUUGACCUCUCUGAGCCUCAUUUUUCUGGUCUACGACAUGGGGAUAAUGCAGGGCUGCUGGAGAUUUAAAGGACUUAAUGCACACAGUCUAGAACACAGCAGAAGCUCUCUACUGGACCACCUGACCUUAGUUCAGGCACUAACCAUGUGAACCAGAGCUAAACCGCUAGAAACAAAACAAAACAAAACAAAAACAACAACAAAAACUUUCUUUGGGGCUUGGUUUCCUCUUCUGUUAAAAAAAUGAACACUGGCCCUAUUAUCUCACCAGAUUGUAGCAAGGAUCAGAGAAGACAAUAGGUUAGAGAAACCUAUUGUCUUCUCUACAAUGUUUUUGUACAUUGUAAAAAUAUAACCCAGGUGGGCUGUUAUUUGCCAAAUGGCAAACACACUUUCUCAUAGAGGAUGACCUGAGUGGGGGCCGGUGGGGGGAUGGAGAGGGCAGCAGGGGGGCUGAGCUCAGUGCUUGAGGACCCCAGUGCCUGAGGAUGCGCUGUAAGGAGCACUGCCACCCCUCUGUCCCUCCCAGUCCCACUGUCCCCAGCAGUCCCUCACAGUCAACACACAGGCCCUCACAUUCCUGGCAAGGGCUGGAGAGUUGAAUGAGCCAAGUUCUGAAGGCUUUGAGCAGAGUCCAGCCCCUGAUCUGCUCUCUGCUCUUUAAGGCCUUGGGCCCUAGAGUCCCUGCCAAGCUCCACACCUCACCCCCUAUCAUCACCCAGUCACCCUGGGGACGAAUGGCCUAAAGGUGCUAGCAGCUGUCCUGCUAGGAUCCACUCCCCCCCCCCCCAUGGGGCUGGAGGUGCCCUGAAACCCUCUCUCACAGGAGGUCUCAGGGCUCAGGACGGUGCAGAUGGAGGAAGGGCCUGGUAGAUCCAGAGGACAGGGCAAGAUAAGGACCUCAGACUGUAGUCACCCCCUUGGUACUUUUUUUUUUUUAAUUUGUAUUUAUUUUUCAACCAAGCUUUACACCCAACGUGGGGCUUGAACUGAGUACCCUGAGAUCCAGAGCCGCAUGGUCUACUGACUGAGCCAGCCAGGCGUCCCAGACAGCAGUCACCCCUUGGUACUGGUAUUAGGAUGUCCCUGCCUCCCUCUUGCCUUCUCCACCCAAUCCUUAAAACAAAGAGGAUGAGAACUCUCCCAGACUCACCCUGACUCUGGUAAAGGACUUCGUGCCUGUUCCUCUCCCUGCGCCCUUCAAUCAGUCGGGACAUGCCCUCUGCCUGCCACCUCCAAGCUCCAGAUGUUCACCCCCAAAUUCUGCCACGUGUGCACACGGGGGUCACAGUGAAGUCAGCCUUGCCUGAAACAUCCCAGAGUCCACAUUCUGUCCCCUCCUGAGCCCUCGUCUUUCCUCCUCCCCUUCUAGCCGCCCCCCACCCCCAAGGAAUCUUCGUGUUUCUGGUCAGAAAGGCCUCUGAGGAACACUAGGGCAGGGAGCCCUUCUGGGGGUGCCCACCCCUCUACACAGUGCUUGGGGCAGACAAACUUGGACAGGGGACUGUGAGACUUGCAGUUUCUGGCGCCCCUUGGUGGGGCCGUGGGUGCAGGAGGGAGCAGAUCUCCUGCUCCAUGUGCUAAGGCCUCAGGCCACAGCUGCCGCACUCCCUGGCUUCCAGGCCACAGAACCCAUUCUCUCCAGAUCUGCCCCUCUGGGCAUGGCGCACGAGAUGACCACCCCAUUCCAGGGACCUAGGAGUCACUGCCAAAAAUCACCUCUGGCAUGCUCAGCACCCCCACCCUCCCCUGCCCGGGACCCAGCCUUGGGCUGUCCUCCCUGGCUGCUUCCUGCCCUCUCCAGUCCCAGAAAGAAGGCCCCUGGCUGCCUCCAACUGGUCAAGGAGGGGGGUUCAGACCCAGCAGAGGCCCCCAACUGAGGCUGCCGGCUGGCUCUCAGGGGCACUGCUUGGGGAGGGGGGAGAGGGGGUCUCCCUCCAAGGGAAGAGUCGGCUUUUGUCUUCUUGUUUCUGGCUCUGCUGUCACCCCACCUUUCCCUUUCCUGCCAUGCCUCUCCCAUAGCCCUCUUCCUCACCUCCUCCUGACCGAGGCUAUGCUAGGGCUGCAGGGAAAUGCUGCCCACAGGCGGGAGCACAGGGGAGGGGAAGGAAAUGUCUUCAAGGUACUGUGACUUACCCUCAGCUGGCUUCGCUUUCCUAGGUGUCUGGAGGCCCAGCCCUGCCCAGUCAGACCCUGGGGUUCCUUCAGGGAGGUGUGCUACUGAGCGCUCCACGUAUGGGCUCUUGGCCUCUAGGUCUUUCCAUAGGCUGUUCUCGGAGACUCCAGGUUCCCCAAGGCCUGAGGCUGGCCUUUCACUCAGCUUUCCCUGCGGUUUAAAGGGCACCUCCUCUGUGAAGCCCUCCCCAGGUGCCUCACCUGCACCUGUAUACCCCCCCCGCCCCCGCAGGACCUGCUUUUAAUUAAAAUUGCUUUUGUGCACGGUCAUCUCCCCUUCUAGAUCGUGAGCCCCUCUAGGGUGGCAAGUGCUCAUUACUCAUCUCCGUAUCUCCAGUAUGGAGCACAGGGCAAUUGGUGUGACCAUGACCGCUCGUCGUCAGGGGGAGCCCUCCGCCGAGCCCGGCUCCUGCGUCUGGAAGGCCGGAGGUCCAGGCCUCUUCAGCGGCUCCCAAGGCCCACUUUCAGGACGGCUGACCCACCCCUUCCUAGCCCCGUGCCCCAGCUGUGCUGCAGUCCCCUCUGUGCCACCUGUUACUUUGGCUUCUCCACCCUCGCUUCCCAGGCCGCUUUUGUUCUCCUGCAGGCUGCCUGGGGGCCUCCAUGUCAUUGGGCCCUUGCGAUGGCUGCCACAGCCCCUUCUCUCCCAGGCCUGAUCCGUCCCCAGUGGGUUCCCAUUUCCCACCCAGAGGCAUCGCUUUUACCGCAGCCUCCAAACUGUCCCCCUUUCCGCCUGUGCCCUUUCCACCAGUCUUGCCGACCUGGCUCAUCUCCUUGUCCAUUUUGGCAACGAGAUCUGGCGCCAGACUUACUACCCAAGGAGUUUUUCCUAAACUGCCUUGCCAGGGCUCCCCACCCCUCCUGGGGACAUUGAGUCUGCUAGAUUCUCCUUCCCCCAUUGUGAUUAUGGAGGGUCAGUCAGGGCGGGGCAGCGGGAAAGGAAGCCAAGAGUUGGGUGUUCAGGCUUCCCUACCUCCAGCCCCGCUACUGGCCACGCUCCAGGCAUUGUCUCUGGGGGACUGAGCUGCCCACGAGGCAGCACUUAUAGUCAUUUGUGUCAGGUGGUGGGAAAGGGGAGGGUACCAGGCAUACUUUUUUUUUUUUAAAGCAAAAAAUCCCCCAGAGAUUCUUCCCAAUGGGCCAAGUGCAGCACCUGAAAUCCCUAUACGGAUUCGGGCUGGGAACUUGGGCCCAGAAGGCCGGCGGGCCUGCGAGCACUCACGCAGCCUGCUGCUCGCACUGCCAAGCGCAGGGGCGGCCCCGGAGCCUGCUCAUUAUCACGGGCAGCCCUGGGCCAGACGGACUUAGGCAGGAGUUAGAAUCCCUGGUCUGAGGUUCCAAGCAUCUGUUAAGAUAAGUCCAUUUAUAUAGCAGAAAAUAAGGGUUUAGGCUCUGCCUCUGAGAGUUCAAGGACCCAAAGAAUUCCAAAUCCCCUGGCCUUGGCUUUAGGACCCUCCUGGGGGUAUGGGGAUCAAAUAUCUUCUUUAAACUUCUCCAUUAAAUAUAUCCCCUCCUGGGAAAGGCAGGCAGAGCCCAGUGCCUGUCCCACAACUCCAUGCCCUCUUUUCCCAACUUGGGAAGCCUGCAUGUUUAGCACCCCCUGAAUCCCAGCGGCUCUUUCAAAUUCCCCAGCCCACCCCACUGGGGACACUGGUAACGCCAGGGUCAGGGCGGACGGGGGCUACAGUGUGGCCUGUGCCUCUCCUCUCACCCACAAGGGAAGGCCUGGGUGAUGGGACCUUGGUGGGAAAGCUGGCAGCUACCCAACAGGGUGAAUAAAG